Castor canadensis (American beaver) is the source of this 1973-nucleotide messenger RNA. RefSeq names its product carboxylesterase 1E. NCBI's taxonomy places the organism in Eukaryota, Metazoa, Chordata, Mammalia, Rodentia, Castoridae. The record is from RefSeq and is a predicted model, not a curated record.
AGGGCGGGACCAGUGCAUGUCCUCUUUUGCAACCAGACUAGAGACCUCACUGGUCCCAAGCUUCUGUCUUUCUACGAUGUGGUUCUGUGCUCUCAUCCUGGUGUCUCUCACUGCUUGCACAGCUUGGGCAGGUCACCCAUUCUCACCACCUGUGGUGGACACUGCACAUGGCAGAGUCCUAGGGAAGUAUGUGAGCUUACAAGGAUUUGCACAGCCUGUGGCUGUUUUCCUGGGAGUCCCUUUUGCCAAGCCCCCUCUUGGAUCCCUGAGGUUUUCUCCACCACAACCUGCAGAACCAUGGAGUUAUGUGAAGAACACCACCUCUUAUCCUCCUAUGUGCUCCCAAGAUACAGUGGCAGGGCAGAUGGUCAAUGACCUUCUAACCAACAGAAAGGAGAAAAUUGCUCUCACAUUUUCUGAAGACUGCCUCUACCUAAAUAUUUACACUCCUGCUGAUUUGAUGAAGAACAGCAGGCUUCCAGUGAUGGUGUGGAUCCAUGGAGGCGGACUGGUGGUGGGUGGGGCAUCAACCUAUGAUGGACUGGCCCUCUCUGCCCAAGAAAAUGUGGUGGUGGUGACCAUCCAGUACCGCCUAGGCAUCUGGGGAUUCUUCAGCACAGGGGAUGAACACAGCAGGGGGAACUGGGGUCACUUGGACCAGGUGGCUGCACUGCGUUGGGUUCAGGACAACAUUGCCAAUUUUGGAGGAAACCCAAGCUCUGUGACCAUCUUUGGAGAGUCAGCAGGAGGUGAAAGUGUCUCUGUUCUUGUGUUAUCUCCUCUGGCCAAGAACCUCUUCCAUAGGGCCAUUUCUGAGAGUGGUGUAGCCCUGACUCCUGUUCUGUUUGGGAAGAAUGUCAGACCCUUGGCUGAGCACAUCGCAAUUACUGCUGGGUGCAAAGCCACCACAUCAGCGGUCAUGGUUCACUGCCUGCGCCAGAAGACAGAUCAGGAGCUCUUGGAGACCACACUGAAGUUGAAUCUUUUUAAGUUUAAUUUACGUGAAGACUCUGAAAAGAGCCAUCCCUUCAUGCCAACUGUGGUCGAUGGAGUGUUGCUGCCAAAGGAACCUGAAAAGAUUCUGGCUGAGAAGAAUUUCAACACUGUCCCCUAUAUCGUGGGAAUCAACAAACAAGAAUUUGGGUGGAUUAUGCCAAUGAUGGUGGGAUUUCCACCCCCUGAAGAAAAAUUUGACCCGAAGUUGGCUAUGUUUCUCCUGCAGACGUUUGACUCCAUGCUUACAUUGCCUGAGAAUCUGAUUCCAGUGGUCAUUGAGAAGUAUUUAGGAGGGACAGACGACCCCAUCAAAAAUAGAGCCAUGUUCCUUGACUUGAUAGCAGAUAUGGGUAUUGGUAUCCCAUCUGUGAUUGUGUCCCGUGGCCACAGAGAUGCUGGAGCCCCUACCUACAUGUAUGAGUUUGAGUAUCACCCAAGUUUCUCAUCACCCAUGAAACCCAAGACAGUGAAAGGAGACCAUGGAGAUGAGAUCUACUCAGUAUUUGGUGCCCCAUUAUUAAGAGAAGGUGCUUCAGAGGAGGAGACCAACCUCAGCAAGAUGGUCAUGAAAUUCUGGGCCAACUUUGCUCGGAAUGGGAACCCCAAUGGGGAGGGGUUGCCUCAUUGGCCAAAGUAUGACCAGAAGGAAGGGUACCUGCAGAUUGGCGCCACCACCCAGGCAGCUGAGAGACUGAAACAGAAGGAGGUAGCUUUCUGGAGUGAGCUUCUGACCAAGAAGUUACCACAAACAGAGCACACAGAGCUGUGAAUGGGAAGCCUGGACAGUUCGGGAGACCAGAGGAGCCAGGAAAUCAUGUUCUACAGAAAGUAUUUGUAGGUCAAAGGGGCAUCUUACUGUAGAGGAUGGAGAAUUGUGUGGUGGGGAUGGGCAGAGGCAAGGGAGGGAAAAUGUCUUUACCUCUGGCCUCUGUUAAAUAAAUGUUCCUUUGGAGACAAAAAUCAGUGCCUUGUGCUGG